AUGAAGGACUUCAAGACCCGCCACGGCGACGACCCCAUCAAGUCCGGCGCCUCGACCCCCAAGAAGCCCAGCACCCCUCGUCGCGCCGCCGCGAGCACGCCCUCGAAGCGCAAGACCCCGACCUCGGCCAAGGCCAAGGCGGCGGCCAAGUCGGCCGAAUUCGUCUCCGCCGAGGACGACGACGAGACCAGCGACGAGGAGCCCCUCGCCAAGAAGAGAAAGGUCAAGGCCGAAGCGGCGGCCGCCGAGGCUGAAGCCGAAGCCGAAACGAUGCCCUCUCCCGUGAAGAAGGAGACCAGGAAGACUCGCGCUCGCAGCCAGACGGUGUGCUCAGAGAACGAGGCCUUCCAGGCUUGGCUGGAGAAGACUGGCAGUUAG
Messenger RNA from Purpureocillium lilacinum, 378 nucleotides. The record is from RefSeq and is a predicted model, not a curated record. NCBI's taxonomy places the organism in Eukaryota, Fungi, Ascomycota, Sordariomycetes, Hypocreales, Ophiocordycipitaceae.